Carassius auratus (goldfish) is the source of this 2992-nucleotide messenger RNA. Its product is annotated as signal transducer and activator of transcription 5B-like. Gene Ontology annotation, molecular function: DNA-binding transcription factor activity; DNA binding. Gene Ontology annotation, biological process: signal transduction; regulation of DNA-templated transcription. Bases 225 to 2579 code for a protein of 784 amino acids. The transcript is spliced from 20 exons. NCBI's taxonomy places the organism in Eukaryota, Metazoa, Chordata, Actinopteri, Cypriniformes, Cyprinidae. The record is from RefSeq and is a predicted model, not a curated record.
GAGGAGGGGUAGAAGCACAUGAAAAACUGCGUAACCCUCUGCUGGUUGAAAUAGACGGGGCAGAAAGAUUGCCUUUCUGGGUCGUAGGCGCUUUGCUGGAGCUUUGCUGCACUUUUAUGCGAAACGACAGCGGAUUUAGAAGACCUGCUGAGGUUUUCCGGGGUUCCUCUCCAGAAGUUCCUGUUCUUAGAUGGUAACAGAGAGCUUGAGAUAAGAGAGUGAAAAUGGCAGUGUGGAUCCAGGCCCAGCAGCUGCAGGGAGAUGCUCUACACCAGAUGCAGUCUCUCUACGGGCAACACUUCCCCAUAGAGGUGCGACACUACCUGUCCCAGUGGAUAGAGGGACAACUCUGGGAUGCGAUAGAUUUAGAGAACCCUCAGGAGGAGAUUAAAGCCAAGCGUUUAUUGGACAGCCUGAUCCAGGAACUACAGAAGAAAGCAGAGCAUCAAGUGGGAGAGGACGGCUUCUUACUCAAGAUCAAAUUAGGACAUUAUGCUUCACAGCUAAAGAGCACGUAUGACCGCUGUCCCCUGGAGCUGGUGAGGUGCAUCAAACACAUCCUGUACACAGAGCAAAGACUCGUCAGAGAGGCCACUAAUUCGAGCUCUCCGGUGGGCGGCCUGAUGGACAGCAUGUCGCAGAAGUACCAUCAGAUAAACCAGGCAUUCGAGGAGCUCAGAGUAUUGACCCAGGACACAGAGAAUGAUCUCCGAAAACUACAGCACAACCAGGAGUACUUCAUUAUACAGUACCAGGAGAGCCUCAGAAUACAGGCUCAGUUAUCAAGUCUGGCCACGCUGCCUCCAGCUGACCGACAGCUCCGAGAGCCCAGCCUGCUCAGCAAGAGAGCCACAGUAGAGGCCUGGCUGACCCGAGAGGCCAACACCCUGCAGAAAUACAGACUGGGCUUGGCAGAGAAGCACCAGAAGACACUGGCAUUGCUAAGGAAACAGCAGACGGUGAUUCUUGACGACGAGCUGAUUCAGUGGAAGAGACGUCAACAACUGGCUGGCAACGGUGGGCCGCCCGAGGGAGGACUGGACAUACUACAGUCAUGGUGUGAGAAGCUAGCGGAAACCAUUUGGCAGAAUCGUCAGCAGAUCCGGAGGGCGGAGCAUCUGAGACAGCAGCUGCCCAUUCCCGGCCCCAUCGAAGAGAUGCUGACCGAACUCAACAGCACCAUCACGGACAUCAUCUCCACUUUAGUCACUAGUACCUUCAUCAUUGAAAAGCAGCCACCUCAGGUGCUGAAAACACAAACAAAAUUUGCAGCGACAGUGCGUUUGCUGGUAGGUGGCAAACUGAACGUGCACAUGAACCCGCCGCAGGUCAAAGCCACCAUCAUCAGUGAGCAACAGGCCAAGGCCCUGCUCAAGAAUGAAAACACCAGAAAUGACAUCAGUGGUGAGAUCUUGAAUAACAACUGUGUGAUGGAGUAUCACCAGACCACAGGCACUCUAAGUGCACACUUUAGAAACAUGUCUCUGAAGCGGAUCAGACGUUCAGACCGUCGCGGGGCAGAGUCUGUUACCGAGGAGAAGUUUACCAUUUUGUUUGAAUCACAGUUCAGUGUUGGGGGAAAUGAGUUGGUCUUUCAGGUUAAGACUCUCUCUUUGCCUGUGGUGGUAAUUGUUCAUGGAAGUCAAGACAACAAUGCCACUGCAACAGUUUUGUGGGAUAAUGCAUUUGCUGAACCGGGACGGGUGCCUUUCAUUGUGCCCGACAAGGUGUUAUGGCCGCAGUUGUGUGAGGCUCUGAAUAUGAAGUACAAGGCCGAGGUGCAAUCAAAUCGAGGUCUGUCUGAGGGGAAUCUUGUCUUUCUCGCUCAGAAAGCCUUCAGCAGCUCCAGCGUCAACCCGGAUGACUACCGCAACAUGACCAUGACCUGGUCACAGUUUAACAGGGAGAGUUUACCAGGCAGGAACUUCACUUUUUGGCAGUGGUUUGAUGGUGUGAUGGAGCUUACUAAAAAACACCUGAAGCCUCACUGGAAUGACGGGGCGAUUCUUGGCUUUGUGAAUAAACAGCAAGCUCAGGACAUGCUGAUGUCCAAACCCAACGGAACCUUCCUGUUGCGCUUCAGUGAUUCAGAAAUUGGUGGCAUCACCAUAGCCUGGGUGGCAGAGAACCCUAACAAAGCAGGAGAAAGGAUGGUGUGGAACCUCAUGCCAUACACAACCAAAGACUUCUCUAUCCGCUCCUUGGCGGAUCGCAUCAGCGACCUGAAUCAUCUCCUGUUCCUCUAUCCUGACCGGCCCAAAGACGAUGUCUUCUCCAAAUACUACACCCCACCACUGUCUAAAGCUGUGGACGGAUACGUAAAACCACAGAUCAAACAAGUAGUUCCAGAGUUUGCUACACCUAACCCUGACCCUGCAGCAAACCCCACCUACAUGGACCACGCCGCAUCUCCAGCUGUCAGUCAGCCUCAUGCCUAUGGACUCUAUCCUCCCAUUGGAGACCCUAUGCUGGACGCUGAUGGCGAUUUCGAUCUGGACGACACCAUGGAUGUAGCGAGGCAUGUAGAGGAACUGCUCCGUCGACCGAUGGAGGGCCAAUGGAGCGGCCAGCAGUCAUGACCUUCUGUGACUCUUCUCCCUUAACAAUGUUUUUUUUUAAAAUACAUCUUUCUCCCUCUACUCUUAGUCUAUUUCCCCCAUUUGUUUCCCAGUGUGGGUCUUUAUGACUUUCAGUUUAGCUUUAUCUCUAUCUCUCUUUUUUCUCUUUUCACCGCACCUCUUUUUCUUUCCCCCAUCCCUUGUUUCUGUAGAAGAGAAAGGAGCUAAUGGAAGAAGAAAAAUACAAUGAGCCUUCCUCUAAUUAAAUACCAUCAAACAGUAUUGUAGGAAAAAGAGAGAGAGAGAGCGAGCGAGAGAGAUGCAUGUUAUCUCUUUCUCUUUGUGCGUGUAUUAGUUUUUGUUUCAAAUUGACUUUUCGCAGAACAAAUCUGUGAAACCCUUAAACCGAAAUCUACUACUGUAAGGAACAUUUU